CACAGUCGAACUAACAUUGUGUUUUUAUCAGCAAUAAGAAAAGUUCUUCUUUAAUGUUUUGUAGCUGGUAUAUGUGAGUUUCUACAAAGAGAAAUCAUGAACUUCAGACUCUCAUCACUGAUCCUGCUCUUACACAUUCAAGGGUCCCUAACAUUGGAUAACUUUAAUGUAACCUGUGAUAAACUAUAUAUUUGUGAUGCGAGGCGGACAUGGAUGAGUGUGAGGUGCGAUUACUCAAACAUCAACAUCAAAACUGGGUUCUGGUUCAGUCAGAAACAGAGAACAAACUGGAGAAACAAAGAUGAACCUGAAGAUUUGACUUUAGAUUCAGAUUACUCAGGACGAGUGGAUCAGAUGAUCACUGAAGAUCACUCAUAUCUCACAAUAAUAGAUCUGAGAGAGAGAGACAGUGGAGAAUAUCAGCUCAUGUUCAUUAUGAAGGAUGGAGUUAAACAUCUCAGCUCAGUCACAGUCAAUCUAACAGUCACAGUUUUACAGGUAAAGAUGACUCCUGAAUCUACAGGACAGCGAGUAAAACUGAGCUGUGAUUCCUCCUGCCCAAAAACAUCUGAAAAUGAUUACUUCUGGUACAAGAAUGGACAACAUUCAACAUAUAACCAAAACAUAUUUGUGUCAUCCAGUGGAAACACUAACAGUUAUUUCUGCUCUGUGUCUUUUUCAUCACCCUCUUCAUCUGUGUGUCUUUCUAACAGUAGCUGUUGGGGUGUGACUUACACCUCUAGAACAGUUUGUGCUUUAGUGGGAUCAACAGUAAAUAUUCACUCUUCAUACUCACAUCCCACUGGAUAUACAGUAAAUAAAACAUACUGGCAUUAUUAUAAUUUUCUUCAUGGGGAACUUGGAGAUCUGCGUGAGGUUCAACAGUUUGCUGGUCGAGUGGAGUUUGUGGGAAACACACUGAGAAUCAAAGACGUCAACACGAGUGAUUCUGGAGAUUAUCAGUUCAGGUUCAUCACUAACACAUCAGAUGUAGUUUCUGGUUCUCCUGGAGUCACUCUUACUGUUACAGAUACACAAGUGAGAAGCAGCCCAGACCCUGUGAUAGAUGGAGAAAAAGUGAUAUUAGGCUGUUCAACUUAUUGCACUCUGGAUAACAAACAUACUUACAUCUGGUAUAAGAAUGGACAACAGGUAACAGAUGGAUUGAGAUUAUUAAACAAGCUGUACCUGGACUCAAUCAACAGUGAGGAGCUACAAGAGUAUUCCUGUACUGUAAGAGGUAACACAACAUCUCAUCAUACAUCUGACUUUACUGUUACAAUGUAAAAAGUAAACAGUUGAAUCAACUUAAAAAUAACUUCAGUUGGUAACACCUAAAAAGAUAAGUUGUUUCUUAUUGUGAAAUUCAAGUGAAAUUUCAAGUUGAACAAAACUUGUUCAAUCUACAUUACUGAGCUGUGAUUCCUCCUGCCCUUUGACAUCUGAAUAUUAAAGGGAACAGAUUGAGACACAGGGUAUGACCUGAAGACAGGACCAUGACAAUGUAUUGAUCAACGCAACAUGUUACGUAAAGUUAAAUAUGUUUUACUGUGUAAACUUGACGUGAGAGCACUGCUGAGCUUAAUAUUGCAAUACUCAUGAUGAAUAUCCAUGUUUUAAUGAUCUAAAAAUAUUUUAAUGAUCUAAUUCAUGAUUAAUAAUCUUGCCAAAAGCGUGUCAUUGUUGCGGUUAAAUAAAGUUUAAAUAAAGAUACGUGUGCUUGUGUUAUGAUUAUUUAACAUGUUCUUAUGCACUGCGUCCUGUGAAGGACAACUCGCAGGUAUCACACACCGGAUGAAUGUGCACAUUAAAUAGCGCAAGCUUAGUCAGACAGAGUCUACUUCAAAAUGCUACAUUUGCCAACGUCAGCCACGCACUGCCUCUUUGGCUAUAUCUAACAA
Molecule: messenger RNA, 1901 nt
Organism: Misgurnus anguillicaudatus (oriental weatherfish)
Lineage: Eukaryota; Metazoa; Chordata; Actinopteri; Cypriniformes; Cobitidae
Source: RefSeq, a predicted model, not a curated record